GGCCAUGGCAGCCGUCCUACCCAAGAAGCACCCGCCCCGCCACGGGGCGCCGAGCGUGGGCGACAGGAUCCUCCUGUUCCAAGAUGUAGAGACUUUGCAGCAAGUUCUGCGGCGAGAGAAGACCAUGGAAGUGCGGCAUCUGCCUUGCGCGCCGGGGGGUGCGUGGCUGGGCGUGCAAGGCCAAAUCCACGCGUGGGGCAAUUUUGGCGCCUCCUUCGCAGUCAACAACGUUGAAGAACUGCGAGACUAUGAAGGUCCAACCACAUGGGUUGGGUUCAGCCCGGUAGAGGAGGCCCCAGAGGAUGUUCAACAUGGGGGUUUGGUGAAUGUAGGCAACAGCUGCUUCAUCAACGCCGCUCUCCAGGCGCUCUACAGCGUCACAACGUGGCGACGGAUGCUCCGGCAGUCGCAGAACGCGGUCGCAGCCGACCUCCUGCUGCUGUGGCACAGGCUGCGAGCGUCGGCAGCUGUGAAACCGGAGACCGUCCUGGAGCGGUGGUAUCAUGGAGCGCAAGAAGACAGCGCCGAGUUUUUCCGUGUGGUGAGCGAACAGGCGGGGCUCAUCGCCGGAACAGCCGGACUGGAGCAGUACGAACUCCGUUGUCGCGACUGUGGAGAGGCAUGUCUGCAAGGCGCGGCAACGUUUAUGUCCGACCUCCAGAUGCAGUUGCCGACAGGCGUCCGCGAUCUGCAGGGUGUGGUGGACAGGUACUUUCGCGCGGCUGUGGCGCCUGACGGUCUAGAGUACCAGGGCUCGGCAUGGCAAUGCCCAGCGUGCCAGUCCAACCGCCUUCCCUGGAGAAAGUUACGGGUCCGUCGAGCCCCCGCAGUGCUGCUCGCCGCCGUCAAGCGCUGGCGAGUGGAGAUCGUGGAUGGCCUGUUCGUCCAGCAUAAGGACACGACGCCCCUCACAGUCCCGGAGUUGAUCGACGUCCAGGGCCACGUGUACCAGGUCGUGGCGACGGUGCACCACGUGGGCGCGGAGGCAGAGGCUGGUCACUACUAUGCGGCAGUACGAGGGUCAGAGGGGGACUGGCAUGUCUACGACGACGCAGGCGUGGCCUCCAUGCCUCGCGAGCAGCCGGAGGAUGAAGGCAGUUUGUUGGCAAUGGAGGGUCAGGUGUACUAUGCUGUUCUGGAGACUGUCGCGACGCAAGCAGCGGCAGACGUGAGUAGCCUCGGUCAAGAGGCAGCAAGGUGUAGCGCCACGCAGCUAGAAAGCUCCGUGGCCGAUGCAGGCCGCACCCCGGGCAAGGCGCAGGCGAUUGAGGCCAGCAACGCAAUCGCCGAUGCGGCCACGCAGCCCGGGACCAUGAGUGUGGACGCAGGCCCCGCCCCGGGCGAGGCGCAGGCGAUGGAGGCCAGCAGCGCAACCGCCGAUGCGGCCACGCGCACGCCCGGGGCCAUGAGUGUGGACGGCCUGCUACCGCCGGUCGUGAACCCCUUGCAGUGCCUCAGUGCGGAGAAAGGCUCCCCUGUCCAGGACGCGCGCCAGGCCUUCGAGGAGGACGUCGUUGGGUUUCUCAACGCCGUGAGCGCAGUGUCCGUGGCGCAGGCCCUGCGCGACAUCCCAGAGCGCAGCACCUUUGUCGACCAGCUUACGUUCAGGCAGUGUCUGGUGCGACUGCAAGCCGGCCUAAGGGCCGUGCGCGCAGGCUCGCUGACAGCUGCAGAAGAAGUGGAUGUCUUCACACCCUUGUGGUGGAUCGCAGACUACCGGUUAGCAGUAUACAUGGAAGCCUUCGCACGAGUCGUUGCCUUGUCCUCCACGAUGUUACUCGAGACCUUCAAGGCGUUCGCGUCGUCCUUGCUGCAUCGCAAAGUGUGCGUCGAGUGGUCUGACUACACGCUCUCACAUCGCUACUGGGCACAAGUGGUGACGGACAUUGGCACAGGUAAGUCCCCGGUCAUGAAGACGGUGCGGGAGGCCUUCAAGCGAGCAGAUGAGAAAGUAGGCCGGUGGCUUGCCGGUCCGGCGGAGGCGGAGUACCACAUCAUCACGGAGUCUACGCACGCCGCCUUCAAUGCACGGCUGCAGCAAGGUGACGGGCACGGCCUGCUGGUAGGGCCGGAAGGGUCCGCCUUCUUGUGUCCGGAGUACGCCAAGUCCGGCAAGUUCACCAAGGACACGCACAUCGUUCUGACGCGCUUGCUGGAAGCGGCGCACGGAGGGAGAUACGACUGGGACACGCAGGCCGAUGUGCUUGCAAGACCGGCCAAGGCGCGCAAAGUCAUGGGACAAGAGGACAAGGUUGACUGCGGGGUUCACUUCGAGACGACCAAUAUCGGCAUGGUUCUCUUGCAGCAGCCGUCGGUGCUGAGCACGUGGUGGGCACCGAGUGAGGCGCGGCACAAGAUCGGGCUAGCGAAUCGCUGCGUCUUCUCGGCGGGGCGGCGCGGAAGUCAACUAGCCUUCCCGAAAGGUUUACGGGAGAAGUUCAUCGACUUCAUGGCAAUGCUGUUCCAGCAGCUCAUCGAGAAUGUCGGCCACAAGGUGCCUCUACAAGGCGAUGAGUUGGUUUGGGCCCAAAACCUAGCAGGAAAGGUGGCGAUGGAAGAGGCACGGGGGGCUAUGCACGAGGCUUCACAGGAUGCGUACUAUUCGGACGGUGGCCACGUGCUUCGAGUCAAAGCAGUUCGAGGCGUCUAG
Molecule: messenger RNA, 2650 nt
Organism: Symbiodinium natans
Lineage: Eukaryota; Dinophyceae; Suessiales; Symbiodiniaceae
Source: the annotation of a GenBank genome assembly